Molecule: messenger RNA, 399 nt
Organism: Lingula anatina
Lineage: Eukaryota; Metazoa; Brachiopoda; Lingulata; Lingulida; Lingulidae
Product: fumarate hydratase, mitochondrial
Biological process (GO): tricarboxylic acid cycle; fumarate metabolic process; malate metabolic process
Cellular component (GO): mitochondrion
Molecular function (GO): fumarate hydratase activity
Source: RefSeq, a predicted model, not a curated record
GGCUACUCCCGGUCCUUACAGGUGUGCAACUUGUCAACAGGAGCCGUUGCGCUAGAACAGACUACUUUACCUUAGCCAAUAUAAAACAUGAGCAUACAGUCCGAGGCAGGGUUUCGCAUUGAAAAGGAUGCCUUUGGAGAGAUAUCAGUUCCUAAAAACAAAUAUUAUGGAGCAGGAACAGCUAGGUCUAUCUAUCAUUUUGAUAUUGGAGGAGUGACAGAAAGAAUGCCAAUCCCAAUUAUACGUGCUUAUGCCAUUUUAAAGAAAGCAGCUGCUGUUAUCAACAUGGAAUAUGGAUUGGAUCCAAGAGCUUCUGAGGCAAUAGUACAGGCUGCUGAAGAGGUAUGGUAUCUGCAGUAGGAGGAAUUUAAAAUAUACUGUCAGUUAAGAAUAUAUAUA